AUGCCAUAUCUCGAGUCGGACGAAUCGAACUUGAAUGAGAAUCGUACAGGCGAAGCGUCAGGCCGGUUUGGCCGGUUUGGCCAAUUUGGUGGGCAAUAUGUUCCAGAAGCACUGAAAGAGUCCUUGAUCGAACUUGACGAAGCAUUCGUACAAGCCACCAAGGACCCCGAUUUCUGGAAGGAAUGGAGGAAUUUAUCCCCGUACAUGGGUCGACCUUCACCGCUUUAUCACGCCAAUAGACUCAGUCAACACGUGGGCGGUGCACAGAUAUACCUCAAGCGAGAAGAUCUCAACCAUACGGGAAGCUCGGCCAUCAACAAUGCCCUGGGUCAGGCCUUGUUGGCUCGAAGGCUAGGAAAAAGGCGUGUGAUCACGCAGACGGGAUCCGGACAGCACGGUGUUGCAAUGGCCGCUAUAUGUUCGAAGCUCACGCUUGAAUGCACUGUCUACAUGGGUGUUACAGAUGCGCGACGACAAAGCGUGAAUGUGGUUGACAUGAAAAUCCUGGGCGCAGAAGUCGUGGUCGUCGGCAGAUGUGCUGGCGCGCUGCGCGAUGCCAUGAACGAAGCUUUAAGAGCCAGCAUUCACGACCUGGAUAGGUCUUUCUACGCGACGGGAUCCAGCAUUGGACCUCACCCAUACCCGAUCAUGGUGCGCACGUUUCAGAGCUUAAUCGGGCAAGAGACUAAAGAUCAAAUGAAAGACCUCAUUGGUCGCUUGCCUUGUGCAGUGGUCGCUUGUGUCGGAGCAUCUAACUGUGUUGGCAUGUUCUUUCCGUUCAGGUCGGAUUCGGACGUGAAUCUCAUCGGCGUCGAAGCUGCAGGCCAUGGCAUCGACACGAACAAGCACUCUGCGGCCUUGGGCAAUGGUGCGGUCGGCGUCUACCACGGUACGAUGACAUACCUCAUGCAGGAUGAGCAUGGGCAAAUCAACACUUCGUCUUCGAUCGCGGCAGGGCUGAACUGUCCGGCAGUGGGACCGGAGUUGGCACACUGGAAAGACAGUGCCAGGGCUAGCUUCGUCACGGUCACAGACGCGCAGGCGCUUGUCGCCUUCCAAACAAUAGCACAACUAGAAGGGAUCCUUCCUUCUUUGGAAACGAGUCAUGCUAUAUGGGCCGGCAUGAAGAUGGCUAGCACCAUGAAACUGGAGGAGACGUUAGUCAUAUGUCUCGACGGGAAAGGGGAUAAGGAUUUGGAGAUCGUGGCUGAUAGAUUGCGAUACUGA
Molecule: messenger RNA, 1227 nt
Organism: Exophiala spinifera
Lineage: Eukaryota; Fungi; Ascomycota; Eurotiomycetes; Chaetothyriales; Herpotrichiellaceae
Product: tryptophan synthase, beta subunit
Exons: 1
Coding region: 1-1227 (408 amino acids)
Biological process (GO): L-tryptophan biosynthetic process
Cellular component (GO): cytoplasm
Molecular function (GO): tryptophan synthase activity
Source: RefSeq, a predicted model, not a curated record